This is a messenger RNA of Urocitellus parryii (Arctic ground squirrel), 3894 nucleotides long. It is a transcript of the gene Cfap57, whose product is annotated as cilia and flagella associated protein 57. Gene Ontology annotation, molecular function: protein binding. NCBI's taxonomy places the organism in Eukaryota, Metazoa, Chordata, Mammalia, Rodentia, Sciuridae. The record is from RefSeq and is a predicted model, not a curated record.
ACUUCCGGUUUGUGGUUGCCAUAGGAACUGCUGCGACGUUUGGAAGUGCCCGGGCUGCUUGGAAUCCCUAGGGGUAGCACCUCUGGAUACGUGCGUGGUCUGCUGAGCCUGAGUGAAAAAGCGAAAGCAGAACUCUGGCAAGGGAUCAUGUCUACCGUCGUAGCUCAGUGGCUGCAUGUUUUUGGUCUUCGAGCCCACGUGGCCAACAAUAUUUUUUUCUUCGAUGAACAGAUUAUUAUAUAUCCUUCAGGAAAUCAUUGUGUGAAGUACAAUGUGGAUCAGAAGUGGCAAAAAUUCAUUCCAGGCUCAGACAAGAGUCAGGGCAUGUUGGCCUUGUCCAUCAGCCCCAAUCGGCGGUACCUCGCCAUCUCCGAGAUUGUGCAGGAGAAACCUGUCAUCACCAUUUAUGAGCUGUCAUCCAUCCCGUGCCGGAAGCGCAAAGUCCUUAAUACUUUUGACUUUCCAGUUCAGAAAUUUAUCAGCAUGGCCUUUUCUCCAGACUCCAAAUAUCUAUUGACUCAGACAUCACCUCCAGAAUCAAACCUUGUCUAUUGGCUGUGGGAAAAGCAGAAAGUAAUGGCCAUUAUUAGAACUGACACUCAGAACAACCCUGUCUACCAGGUGAGCAUUAAUCCCCAGGAUAACACUCAGGUUUGUGUCACUGGAAAUGGAAUGUUUAAGCUUCUGCGUUUUGCUGAGGGAACCCUAAAGCAAACCAAUUUUCAGAGAGGAGAUAUCCAAAACUAUCUAGCCCAUGCCUGGGUGGCUGAAGACAAGGUCAUUGUUGGCACUGAUACAGGAAAGCUUUUUCUCUUUGAAUCUGGAGACCAGCGCUGGGAAACCAACAUAAUGGUCAAGGAGCCCACCGAGAGCUCAAAGAACCUGGAGGUUGUCCACGAGUCAGAGAGCCUGGUCGAAUUUCCACCAGUCAGUUCCCCAGUCCCUUCCUUUGAACAGAUCGUGACGCCCAGUAGCCACAACCAACUGGUCAUGCCCCGGGUGUUCGCCAUUGCUGCCUAUUCAAAAGGGUUUGCCUGCUCUGCUGGACCCGGAAGAGUUCUGCUGUUUGAAAAGAUAGAAGAAAAGGACUUUUACCGAGAGAGCAGGGAAAUCCUGAUUCCUGUGGACCCACAGAGCAGCGACCCAAGUCAGUCUGACAAACAGGACAUUCUGUGCAUGUGCUUCAGUCCCUCGGAGGAAACCCUGGUUGCCAGCACCAGUAAGAACCAAAUCUACAGCAUCACCAUGUCCCUGACAGAGAUCAGCAAAGGGGAGCCUGCUCAUUUCGAGUACCUGAUGUACCCAUUACACUCAGCAUCCAUCACCGGUCUAUCUACCUGCAUCCGCAAACCCCUCAUCGCUACCUGUUCACUGGAUCGAUCUGUUCGCAUCUGGAAUUAUGAAUCAAACACUCUGGAACUUUUUAAAGAAUAUCAAGAAGAAGCAUACACAAUCAGCCUUCACCCAUCUGGACACUUCGUUGUAGUAGGGUUUGCUGAUAAACUACGCCUUAUGAAUCUACUCAUUGAUGAUAUACGUUCUUUCAAAGAGUAUUCUAUCAGAGGAUGCAGAGAGUGCGCCUUUAGCAAUGGAGGCCACCUGUUUGCUGCAAUCAAUGGAAAUGUGAUUCACGUUUUUACCACCACAAGCCUAGAGAACAUCACCAACCUGAAAGGACACACUGGGAAGAUUCGCUCAAUUGUCUGGAACGCAGAUGACAGCAAACUGAUUUCUGGUGGCACAGAUGGUGCUAUAUAUGAAUGGAAUCUGUCUUCAGGAAAGAGAGAGACAGAGUGUGUGCUCAAGUCCUGCAGCUACAACUGUGUUACUGUCUCCCCUGAUGGCAGAAUUAUUUUUGCUGUUGGAUCAGACCAGACCCUCAAGGAGAUUGCAGAUUCUUCAGUCCUUCGAGAGAUGUCAGCAUUUGACGUCGUCUACACGGCAAUUGUCAUCUCCCAUUCGGGGCGCAUGAUGUUUGUGGGCACCUCAGUGGGAACCAUCCGCGCCAUGAAGUACCCCCUGCCUUUGCAGAAAGAAUUCAAUGAGUAUCAGGCUCAUGCUGGUCCUAUCACCAAGAUGUUGCUCACCUUUGAUGAUCAGUACCUGCUGACUACUGCUGAGGAUGGCUGUCUGUUCACCUGGAAGGUCUUCGAUAAGGAUGGCCGAGGAAUCAAGCGGGAAAGGGAGGUGGGCUUUGCUGAAGAGGUGCUCGUGACUAAAACAGACAUGGAAGAGAAGGCUCAGAUUAUGUUGGAGCUAAAGACUCGUGUGGAAGAAUUAAAAAUGGAGAAUGAGUAUCAACUUCGACUAAAGGAUAUGAACUACUCUGAGAAGAUUAAGGAGCUUACAGACAAGUUCCUCCAGGAAAUGGAGUCCUUGAAAACCAAAAACCAGGUUUUAAGAACAGAAAAAGAAAAGCAGGAUAUAAGUCACCGUGAGCGCAUAGAAGACCUCCUAGACAAACAGAACCGGGAGCUGCAAGACCUGGAAUGUUGCAACAACCAAAAGUUGCUUCUAGAAUAUGAGAAAUACCAGGAGUUACAACUCAAAUCCCAAAGGAUGCAGGAAGAGUAUGAAAAACAGCUGCGAGAUAAUGAUGAGACCAAGAGCCAAGCCCUGGAGGAACUGACUGAAUUUUAUGAGGCCAAGCUGCAAGAGAAAACCACCCUUCUGGAAGAGGCCCAGGAGGAUGUCAGGCAGCAGCUGCGGGAAUUUGAAGAGACCAAGAAGCAGAUUGAAGAAGAUGAAGACCGAGAAAUCCAAGAUAUCAAAAUCAAGUACGAGAAAAAACUUCGGGAAGAGAAGGAAUCCAACCUGCGGCUCAAGGGAGAAACAGGCAUUAUGAGGAAAAAGUUCAGCAGCCUGCAGAAGGAGAUCGAAGAGCGAACCAACGACAUUGAGAUGCUGAAGGGAGAGCAGGAGAAGCUGCAGGCAGUCAUCAGGUCCCUAGAGAAAGACAUUCAAGGCCUCAAACGAGAGAUCCAGGAGAGAGAUGAGACAAUUCAAGACAAGGAGAAACGAAUUUAUGAUCUGAAAAAGAAGAAUCAAGAACUAGAGAAGUUCAAGUUUGUGCUUGACUACAAAAUAAAAGAGCUGAAGAAGCAAAUAGAACCUCGAGAGAAUGAGAUCAAGGAGAUGAAGGAACAGAUUCAGGAGAUGGAAGCUGAGCUGGAGCGUUUUCAUAAACAGAACACGCAACUGGAACUGAACAUCACAGAGCUGUGGCAGAAACUAAGAGCCACCGAUCAAGAGAUGCGCAAAGAGAAACAGAAGGAGCGGGACUUGGAAGCAGUGGUCAAAUGGUUUAAGACAGACCUUCACAACUGUGUGGCAUAUAUCCAGGAGCCCCCGCUGCUGAAGGAGAAGGUCCGAGGUCUGUUUGAGAAGUACGUGCAGCGGGCAGACAUGGUGGAGAUGGCAGGGCUGAACACAGACCUGCAGCAGGAGUACGCCCGCCAGCGGGAGCACCUGGAAAGGAACCUGGCCACGAUCAAGAAGAAGGUGCUCAAGGAGAGCGAGCUGCACCGCACAGACUAUGUCCGCAUCAUGCAGGAAAAUGUUUCCUUAAUCAAGGAAAUUAAUGAACUCCGUAGGGAACUGAAGUACACCCGCUCUCAAGUUUAUGACCUUGAAGCUGCUCUGAAACUGUCCAAAAAAAUCCGAACACAAGAAGAUCAAGAGACAGUCCCCAGCAGGGACUUGCCCCGCGUCUCUCCCAUCAGGAGGCUGAAGGAGCAAGAAGAAACCAACAGAAUCAUCGAAAUGCAACGGCUAGAAAUCCGGCGGCUCAGAGACCAGAUUCAAGAACAAGAACAGGUCCCAGGGUUCCACACUAUUGCUGGAAUUCGGCUUCCUUCCAUGCCUGAUUCAGAUGUCAAUAUGAUGAGCAAGUGA